Messenger RNA from Parastagonospora nodorum SN15, 1230 nucleotides. RefSeq lists its product as hypothetical. The coding region runs from base 1 to 1230 and encodes 409 amino acids. Gene Ontology annotation, biological process: Arp2/3 complex-mediated actin nucleation. The record is from RefSeq and is a predicted model, not a curated record. The transcript is spliced from 3 exons. Lineage: Eukaryota; Fungi; Ascomycota; Dothideomycetes; Pleosporales; Phaeosphaeriaceae. Gene Ontology annotation, molecular function: actin filament binding. Gene Ontology annotation, cellular component: actin cytoskeleton; Arp2/3 protein complex.
AUGGCCGCCCCCGAAGUCCACCACCUCUUCCACCACCCAAUUGCGGACCAUUCCUUCUCUGCCGACCGUCAGACGCUGGCCGUAGCUCGCGAGAACAACGUCGACCUGUACGCGAGGUCGGGCAGUGGCUUCAAGCUCCAGGAUGAAUUGACGGGCCACGACAAGACGGUCACGGGUGUGGACAUCGCGCCGAACUCGGGCAAGAUCGUGACGUGCUCGCAGGACCGCAAUGCCUACGUCUGGGAACCCUCACCGCAAGGAUGGAAGCCCACUCUAGUGCUUCUCCGUAUCAACCGCGCUGCCACAUGUGUCCGCUGGGCUCCCUCCGAGACCAAGUUCGCUGUCGGCUCGGGCGCCCGCCUGAUCCCCGUCUGCUACUUUGAGGAGGAAGACAACUGGUGGGUGUCCAAGCACAUCAAGAAGCCCAUCCGCUCCACCGUCACGUGCGUCGCAUGGCACCCGAACUCGGUCCUGUUGGCAGCCGGCUCGACCGACGGACACGCGCGUGUCCUGUCUUCCUUCGUCAAGGGCGUCGAUGAGCGUCCAGAGGCUUCGGCGUGGGGCGAGCGCCUCCCCUUCAACACCGUAUGCGGCGAGUUCUUGAACAACACUGCUGGAUGGGUGCACAGCGUCGCCUUUUCCCCAUCUGGAAACGCCCUUGCUUUCGCUUCCCACGACAGCACGCUCACCGUUGUGUACCCCGGCGGCCCAGAUCAGCCUCCCAACGCCGUUCUCAGCGUCAGCACCCAGGUUCUUCCCUUCAUGUCGCUUGUGUGGAGCACCGAGGACGAAAUCAUCGCCGCGGGCUACAACUGCGAGGCUUACCGUCUGCAAGGCAAUGAGCAGGGAUGGCAACUCGCCGGCUCGCUCGAGUCCAAGGGCCGUCCUGGACUGACUGAGGCACGUGAGGAGAGUGCACUGAACAUGUUCAGGCAGAUGGAUCUGAAGGGCAAGUCUGGCGGCACCGAUGACACCAAGCUCAAGACGGUGCACCAAAACACCAUCAACACGAUCCGCAGCUUCCAGGAAGACGGUGGAAACGUGACCAAGAUUAGCUCCACUGGUGUCGAUGGACGGGUAGUCAUCUGGUCAUUUUUCCCAAACAACCCCACACUCGCCCCAUUCUCCUGCCCGAUCUUGACCCGCAGGUACUUGAUAUACCGCUCGCUCCGCUCGUCGCUGCCCAAUCUGUACUCUUCGAGAAUGGACGAGAUGUUGGAGGAGAUGUAA